AUGGGAUCCUAUGAAAAUAAUUCAAUUGCUGAAAAUUUCUCCAAAUCUGUGCUUUCUGAUUCAUCAGUAAUUUUUUCGUACGUUUUUGAAAAUAUUUCAAAGCUAAGUGGAAAGAAAAAAUCACCCUCGUGCCAUAUUAACAAUUUACCAUGGAAUAUAUUAAUAAUGGCAAAUAUUAAAAAUACAUCAAUAAUGUCCAAAAAGUAUUUGUCUAUAUAUUUACAAUGUGAUCCAGAUGAUGUUCCGAAAAAUUGGUCAUGUCAAGCGUCUGCCGACAUUAGCAUUAUGCCAGUAAAAUUAGGUGCAGAACCAAUAACCAAAUCUAUUACAAACUUAUUUACAGCGAAAGUUAAUGAUUGGGGUUUCACUGAUUUUGAAAGUUUUGAAUAUUUAUUGAAUCCAGAGAAUGGUUAUUGCACAAAUGAUUCAAUUAUGAUACAGAUGCAUGCAAAUGUUGAUAUCCCACAUGGUGUGUUUUGGGAUUCAAAAAAAUAUACAGGCGUAUUAGUACCAAACGCUCAUAAUUAUAUUGGUUUUGUUGGCCUAACUAAUCAAGGUGCAACAUGCUAUAUGAAUUCAUUAUUACAAACAAUAUUUUUUACAAAUGAACUACGACGUGCCAUAUACUGUAUGCCAACUGAAGCUGAUGAUGCAAAGAAAUCUGUUGCAUUUGCAUUACAACGUUUAUUUUACGAUUUGCAGUUCUCCGAUAAAUCAGUUGAAACUAAGCUUUUAACAAGUAGCUUUGGUUGGAACACAAUGGAUUCAUUUACACAACAUGAUGUGCAGGAAUUCUUGCGUAUUCUAUUGGCAAAAAUUGAAAAGAAAAUGCAAGGUACCAGUUUAGCUUCAGUUGUACCGAACUUAUUUUCUGGUAAGAUGUGUUCAUACAUCAGAUGUAAAAAUAUUGAUUUUAACAGUUCAAAAGAUGAAACCUUCUAUGAUAUUCAGUUAAGAGUUAAAGAUAAAAAAAAUAUCUAUGAAUCAUUUCAAGAUUAUAUAGCACCAGAAAUACUAGAUGGUGAAAACAAAUAUUUUGCGGAUAAUUAUGGUUUACAGGAAGCUGAAAAGGGACUUAUUUUUAAGUCGUUACCACCAGUAUUACACUUACAUUUAAUGAGAUUUCAGUAUGAUCCAUUAAGCGAUAGUUGCAUUAAAUUUAAUGAUUAUUUUGAAUUUUAUGAAACUAUAGAUCUUUCAGAAUAUUUAGUUACAGAAGAUUCCCCAAAUGAUGAAGAACAUAAAGUAGCCAAAUAUAAAUUGCAUGCGAUUUUGGUUCAUUCUGGUGAUAAUCACGGUGGUCAUUAUGUUGUUUAUAUAAAUGUAGAUGCAAAAGAUAAAUGGUACAAAUUUGACGAUGAAGUGGUGUCAAUUGUUACAUCAAAGGAGGCGAUCGAACAAAAUUAUGGUAUCAAGCAAGAAGAUAAAGCUAAAACAAACAAUACUAAAAUAUAUAGCAGUGCUUAUAUGUUGUCAUACAUAAAAAUACCAGACAUACCCGAAAUUUUAAAAGAAAUAAAUGAGACUGAUAUUAAUAUGGAAUUUUUAGAGCAUCUUAAUGAAGUAAAACGGAUUGAAAAUAUUGAACAUUCCACAAACAAUCAAAAUAGAAUUCAGAUAAAUGUUAUUGAUGAAGAUAACUUUGAUAUUGAGAAUACACGCAAUUUCUUAACAAGCAGCAAAAUUAGUUACGUAACAUUUCGAGUUGAUGUCAAAAAAACGAUACGUGAUCUAAUAAAUUUGAUAUCAAAUAAUCAUCAAAAUUUAGAUCGACCUUUGCAAUCGUUGACCGAAUUACGUAAUCCAUGUAUAUCAUACCGCAAAUUUCAAGAUAAGAUAUCUGAUAUUGUUGAAGAAAUGAAAUUAAUUUUGAAAGAACAAUACAAUGUAGAAGAUGGAUGUGAGUUUAAAGUUUAUGAUGAAAAUUCUGGACAAAUACUGGACUAUACAGAUUCUUUAGAUAAAAUCGAACUUACAAAACUCAGAAACGAAACUAACUUUUUGACUCUAAUUUUUGAAAAAUGUUCACGUAAUAAUGACAUCUCUAUUAGUCCAUCAUAUCAACAUUUUAUAUUAGAUCGACAUAAUGAAAUUGAAGUUUCGUUUAUUAAUAAAUCUACAACUGCAACUCCAAUAAUGACACUUAAAUUGCCAGAAAAUAAUAAUCUAGAACAAAUGGCCUAUGAAUUUUAUGUUAUACAAGCUGCCAAAAAUGAAAUUAAUAUAACUGAAAAUGAAAUAAAUUAUCGGUUAGUAAAGAUUGAAAACAAUGUUAUAAUUCAAAAGCUUCACGAUGAUGUUAAAUUAUCGAAUUUGGAUCAGUUUUGGGAGAGUGAUUUUCAAUUAACCAUAAAAGAUUGUUAUCGUAUUGAAGAAGUAGAAAAAUAUGACACAACAUUAUACAAUAAUAUUGAUAUAAAGGAUGUUGAUACUCUGAAAAAUAGUUUUGGUGUACCAUUUUUUGUAAUGGCAAAAUUAAAUCAAAGUUUUGAAGAAAUUUGUGAUGAAAUUCGGAAAAAACUUUGCGUGUCAGAAACUGAAUGGUCAGAUAAAUAUAAAAUAUGUAUUGUAAAUUAUCGAAUUUCAACCAGUGUUACUUAUUUAAAUAAUAAUAAUUCAAAACAAUCUGGCGCACUUCAAUAUUUUCGAGAAAAUAGUGAUGGAAAUUCAUGA
This is a messenger RNA of Condylostylus longicornis, 2673 nucleotides long. Its product is annotated as ubiquitin carboxyl-terminal hydrolase 7-like. The coding region runs from base 1 to 2673 and encodes 890 amino acids. Gene Ontology annotation, molecular function: cysteine-type endopeptidase activity; cysteine-type deubiquitinase activity; protein binding. NCBI's taxonomy places the organism in Eukaryota, Metazoa, Arthropoda, Insecta, Diptera, Dolichopodidae. The transcript has 10 exons. Gene Ontology annotation, cellular component: nucleus; cytosol. The record is from RefSeq and is a predicted model, not a curated record. Gene Ontology annotation, biological process: regulation of protein stability; protein deubiquitination.